AUGUCAAUUACAUCGAAUGAACUAACAACGUGUAUAAAAGUUCUUUCGCAAUUUAUCGAUAACGAUGAAUUUCCAUCCAUUGAAUCCAGUGAAUAUGAUAAUAUUCGACCAUUAAUCGAGAAUUUGCAUCGCAUCAGCAAACGUUUCAAUCGAAAGAAAAAACAAAAAGAUCGCGUCCGAAUAAAAUCCAUUGACAAAAAAUUGAAAAAUUCCUGUCUACUCCGAUCAGGUCGAAAGAAAAACCUUCAACAACUUCAAUUAGAAAGUAUCAUCGUGCCUGAUGGCGUUGUAGAAACGGAAUCAACAAAAGAUAAUAACGAACGUCACAAACAACGACGAUUACUUAAGCACAGAGUUUGUUAUGUAUGUAAACUUAAAUAUCGUACGUUACAUUUUUUUUAUGAUUCGCUUUGUCCAGCGUGUGCCAAAUUUAAUUAUGAAAAACGUUUACAAACAACGGAUCUGACACGUCGAGUUGCUUUAGUUACUGGUGGUCGAGUCAAAAUUGGAUAUCGAAUCGUUCUAAAAUUAUUACGUGCUAAUUGUUUUGUUAUAACAACAAGUCGAUUUCCCGUAGACUUUUUAACUCGUUUAACUAAAGAACAAGAUUUUGAACAAUGGAAAAAUCGUGUACAUAUUUAUGGAGUUGAUUUUCGAUAUUCACAACUUCUAGAAUGGUUUACACAAAUGUUAAUUGAAAAAUAUGAUCGAUUAGAUUUUUUAAUUAAUAAUGCUUGUCAAACUAUUCAACGAUCAAAAGAAUAUUAUCAACAUUUAACUGCUCAUGAACGAUUAACUAAUUAUUCUUUAUUAUCCACCGAUCAACAAAAGAUUCUCGAUGGAAAUAGACUAUUUUACGAACGAUUAGUUCCAUUUUCCAAUUGCAUUCAAGAUAGAUCGUUAUUGUCUUUAACUUCAACCAAUCAAUCAAAGGAUAUUUCUCAACCAACAUCUUCAUUAAUUUGUAAAACAUCAUUUGAUGUAAAUCAGCAGCCUAUUGAUUAUCAUUCAACUAAUUCAUGGUUAUCACGUUUAAAAGAUUUAUCAACGACUGAAAUCAACGAAGUUUUUACUAUAAAUACUUUAGCACCCUUUAUUCUCAAUAGUAAACUUAAAAUACUCAUGACUGAUAAACAUCCAAAUCCGGAUAGUGUUAAAUUUAUUAUAAAUGUAUCAGCUAUGGAAGGUUCAUUCUCUCGUUGUAAUAAAACUAAUCGACAUCCUCAUACCAAUGCAGCAAAAGCUGCAUUAAAUAUGAUGACACGUACAUCAGCACAAGAUUAUCAACAAUCAAAUAUCUAUAUGGUUUCUGUUGAUACAGGCUGGAUUAAUGAUGAAAAUCCAAUAGAAAAAGCAAUGAAAUCAAUGAUCACUCGAGAUUUUCAAACACCACUCGACGAAGAAGAUGCUGCUGCACGUGUUCUUGAUCCAAUUAUUGAUACUUAUCGACAACUAAAUGAAGGAAAAACCGAUAUAAAUAUUCCAUACGGGUGUUUUCUAAAAGAUUAUCGUAUAUGUGAUUGGUAA
Molecule: messenger RNA, 1527 nt
Organism: Rotaria socialis
Lineage: Eukaryota; Metazoa; Rotifera; Eurotatoria; Philodinida; Philodinidae
Source: the annotation of a GenBank genome assembly